CUCCAAGCUGCUGCUCUUCAGUCUAUCUUCAACAUUUGCCGCAUUGACAUCGUGGAUUUCGGGAAUUCUAAUCUAAGCGUGUGUGUCUGUGCUCCGACAGCCAAUAGUUGGCUCGAACCGUGAUUUAUUUUGUUAUUGUUUUUAUUAUUUCUCUUGUGUCUUGAAACAACUUCAAAACACACGUCCAGACAAACAAAAAAACAACAACAACAAACGAUGUUAUUGAAACGUCUGAAAAUAACAACAACCAUUUUUUUGGUUAUUUGCUGUGUGAUUCAGUUCAAUACUGCAGCCUCCUACAAAACUGAAGUGGCCAUAACCCCAGCCCCUCCCGAGGAGGAGACUACAGCAAAAAGUGGUGGAUUUUUCGGUUGGUUCCGCCGUGACAAAACCACCACCACCACAACACCUCUCCCUGUGCUAGAGGCCACCACAGCCAAAACCCCACAAACAUUACCCGGUCCCAAUAAUGCCGCUCUCCCCGGUCAAACAUCAGGUGGAGCAGCUGCUGCCAAUCGGCCACCACCAUUGACAAUAAACCCUGCUCCCCUGGUGCCAUUGGGUCCACGACCAGAUACCCCCUCCACAUCUCCAUGGGGUGGAAAUCCAAAACAACCACCACAAUGGCCUCAGUCUAAUCCUCAAAACGUCCAGGAUAAACCCGAGUUCCCUGGAUCAGCGAAUAGUGCCAGUGGCGGUGGAACCUAUGUGCCCGGUGGAGCCCAUAUGCCGGGAAGCCCAAUUUUACCAGCGGCAACCUCUACGACCACCGUUAAACCCACCCAGCCCCAGAGUCCCUAUAAUGUGGUAAAUAAUGUACCCAAGCCCAGUGGUCCCACACAGAGUGGUAGUGGUGGUGCCUUUAAUUUCCCCGCAGCCCCCACAGCGCAGAGCAAUCAAAAUAAUUUGCCCACCCCUGGACAAUCUCCAAACUUGCCCACCUCCCAGUCGACAACUUCCCAAAACAAUUUACCCAGACCCAAUGUGGGUGGACAACCUAAUGUCAUGCCCGGUUUUGGACCCUAUCAACCACCAAGGAAAUCUCAGCCAUCUGGAUUUGAUUUGAGCUAUGGUGGUGGUGGUGGUGGGGUAAGACCUGUGCAACCCAGUGCCAGACCUGGUUUUGGUCCAGCGCCUGGAGUGCCCAAUACAAGUGGAUUUGCCACUGGCACAACAACAAGUACAACUACGUCGACCUCAACAACAACAACUACCACAGCCAAACCCAAUCAAAUGGGUUUCGAUAUGCGUGGUGGUGGCAUGGCCGAUCCCAAGAAACCUUCAUCUCCGACCAAAGAAGAUUUCCCAGCUCUACCGGGUCCCAGAAGGCCUUCAAUUGGUGGCGGUGUAAAGGAGGACUUCCCUGCCUUGCCAGUACCCAAGUCACCCACACCAACUCCCAGCUCACCGCAUAGUCCCUCCUCGCCAUCGGCCUGGAAUAAACCCUUGCCCACACCAGUAGCCGCCGCAACUUCAACAACAACGUCUAAAACUCCCACACCCAAAUUGCCAGCUGCUCCUGGUAGCCCUGGUGGUAAUGGGGUUUCUUUUGUACCCCACUCGGGUGGACGUACGACCACAGUGCGUCCUGGUUUCCAAUCCAGUACCGACAAUAAUCCCACAGCCAGUGAUGCUGAAAUUCAAACCCUCACCGAAACCCUCUACACCAAGGAGACCAACAGCCAGCUAAGUUUGCUUACCGUCAAUCCGCAGGGUAAGACCAGGUCCAUUGAUAGCACCGAUGAGGCACCACAACCGCUACUGGAUGUUAAUCCCAAGGUCUAUGAAAAUCCCAUUGUGGCCAAAAUGCGUUUGCUCUUCAACAACUAUGAACAGGACACCCUGACCAAUGAGCAUGUCACACCCAAUGAGCGCAAGGAGGAAAACGAUUUUGUUGAUGCAGUUAUGGCCACCAGUGUUAUGCGUCAAGCCAUGUUGUUUUUGCAGAACAAAGGUAUUGUGGGACCGGAUCCCAAAACCCAUCGUGAUUUGGUCAAGGAGCUAUGGUUUACCCAAUAUUCCCGUGGCAGUGGUCGCAUUGGCAGCUCUGGUUUUGAACAUGUCUUUGUCAAUGAGGUUAAGAACGGCACCAUUAUUGGUCUCCACAAUUGGGUGUACUUUGCCGAUGAAGAAAAGGCCGGACAUUUGGAUUACAAGGGUUAUCUAAAUCAGGUGGAUUUGGGCAAUAAAGCCAAGGUAUUGAAGGUCCGUUUCACCCACAAUGGUCUGAACAAACCUGUCAACACCCUGUUUGUGGGCACCUCUCCCGAAUUGGAAUUGGCCUUGUACACGGUCUGCUUUAAACUACGUCCCGACCGAACCUGUCCCGUCUCGUUGGGUAACAGCAAAUUUGGCAUUGUCACCUAUUCAUGGCGUUAUCGUGGCAAGAGUUUGAUUGGCAGUGCAUAUCCUGAGAUUUAAUAACGAUUUUGAGAUGUAAUUUAAAAAUAAUAUAUUUUUGUAAAUUUUAUAAAAAAAAAAUAGAAAUAGAAAAGGUAAUAAAAAUAUA
This is a messenger RNA of Musca domestica (house fly), 2509 nucleotides long. RefSeq names its product endoribonuclease CG2145. Gene Ontology annotation, molecular function: RNA endonuclease activity. The record is from RefSeq and is a predicted model, not a curated record. Bases 217 to 2421 code for a protein of 734 amino acids. NCBI's taxonomy places the organism in Eukaryota, Metazoa, Arthropoda, Insecta, Diptera, Muscidae. The transcript has 5 exons.